This is a messenger RNA of Alternaria incomplexa, 1284 nucleotides long. RefSeq lists its product as uncharacterized. The record is from RefSeq and is a predicted model, not a curated record. The transcript has 2 exons. NCBI's taxonomy places the organism in Eukaryota, Fungi, Ascomycota, Dothideomycetes, Pleosporales, Pleosporaceae. The coding region runs from base 1 to 1284 and encodes 427 amino acids.
AUGUCGACCGCAGUACCCCGAAACUACAUUCCCGCUGACGAGCCACUCGUUAAUGCGAGGAAAGCCCUCGUCCAUAGCAAUAGUACGGGAAUGCAGCAGUAUUCUCAGCACAUCAAGGACCACGGACCUCUCCCGCCGAACUAUACCAUUAUAAUCGGGCGACAGAAUAAUAGGGCCGGACCAGAUAAAGGGCGUGAACUCUCGUACUUUCAUGAGGAAUCGGUGAAGGCCGGUCGACACGUCGGAUCUUGGAACCACCCUUGCUCGCCAGCUGAGUCCAGCCUGCUGCCUACCUUCCGACCCGAACCCAUCGACGACCGAGAGGACAUUACUGGAGUCUUCCAUCCACCGCUACCUGCAUACAAGGCGGGAAGGUUCGUCUGGAAGCACCAUGAUAGCUGGGAAUCUGCCAUUGCCGCUAGUUUGCACACAUCGGGCGUGAGGAUAGCUAAGGGUAACGCAAUCACGAAGGAGAAGGUCGUACAGAUGGAUAAGUCGCUGGAAAAGAAGGCAGUCAACGACACUCAACUCCGCCUGGGAGACACCUUAUACCAUCCAUCGGACCGCGGCACAGCAAUCUUCCAGAGCGAACCUAACGCUGCACGCGCUGCCAAGUAUCAAGGUCGGAGCCUCGUAGUCCUCUGCCCCCUCACGCCUGCAAGUGGGGUCGGAUGGAACCGCUUUUGGCAUCGUUCCAACCGCCCACCUAUUCGUUGGCGCUGGAGUGUUGGAGAGCAGGCCUGCAACAAGUUCAUGGUAGUCGGUUGCAUUCCGAAGUACGUCGACAACGGCGUGUCCAAGGAAGCCCAUUGGUUUACCUUGGAGCCCACUACCGCCAUAAAGGGAACCUGGGACGCCUACAUGAAGCCGCGCGACUUCAGUAAGUUGAAGCAGGCUGUCCAAUUCCGCUCGAGCCUGUCCGACGAAAAGUUCAUUUGGACCCUUGUCGCUGCCCACAGAACGUGGACCAAUAACAGGCUCCAUCGAGACAUCAAGCUCGGAGACUGGAUUCAUCAAUACGGAGAAUACAUCUACCAGUAUACGAAGGGGGAUGUCACAGAGAGGACUGGUUUCAAGGCGGACAAGAAGUCGAAGUACAAUGGUCGGAAGAUUGGCUCCACAGAACUCGGGGCGUGGAUACUCAAUAGCAGGGAGUCGUUGAAGUACGUUGAGUUGUGGGAGAAGGCCAACGAAGCGCAUGUGUCAUACUGGAGCAAGAAGUCAAACGAGGCAUGGGAGACUUUCCGUGAACGUCAACAUGCUGCCAGCAAGCUUCCCGAGUAA